AUGCACCUUUUUUUAUUUUCUUUCUUAAUGAUAUCUUCAGCCAUCUCCAGUCAACAACAGAAGGCAUCCAACUGUGCAAAGACGAAAAAUAAUCUCGAAUUGAUGCUCAUAUGGAAGACAUCAGGGCGUACCCCAUCUAUAAAACACUUCCUCUUCCUUCUCCUCCUUAACAGACAGAACGGCCACAUCCGUCCUGCGGGUCACAUUCGUCCGACGGGCCACAUUCGUCCCGCUGGUCACAUUCAUUUCGUGAGUCAUAUUCGUCUCGCAGUCCACAUUCUGCUCUCGGGCAACAAACACUCGUCCAGCCGGCCGUAUUCAUCGUACGUCCACACUCGUCUCGCAGUCCACAUUCUGCUCUCGGGCAACAAACACUCGUCCAGCCGGCCGUAUUCAUCGUACGUCCACACUCGUCUCGCAGUCCACAUUCUGCUCUCGGGCAACAAGCACUCGUCCAGCCGGCCGUAUUCAUCGUACGUCCACACUUGUCUCGCAGUCCACAUUCUGCUCUCCAGCAACAAGCACUCGUCCAGCCAGCCGUAUUCAUCGGCCGUCCAUUCUCUCGCUCCACAUUCUGCUCUCGGGCAACAAGCACUCGUCCAGCCGGCCGUAUUCAUCGUACGUCCACACUUGUCUCGCAGUCCACAUUCAUCUCGUAGCUCUCAUUCGUCUCGCGAGUCACAUUAG
Messenger RNA from Acanthosepion pharaonis, 687 nucleotides. The record is from the annotation of a GenBank genome assembly. Lineage: Eukaryota; Metazoa; Mollusca; Cephalopoda; Sepiida; Sepiidae.